This is a messenger RNA of Colletotrichum destructivum, 570 nucleotides long. RefSeq lists its product as uncharacterized. The transcript has 3 exons. Bases 1 to 570 code for a protein of 189 amino acids. The record is from RefSeq and is a predicted model, not a curated record. NCBI's taxonomy places the organism in Eukaryota, Fungi, Ascomycota, Sordariomycetes, Glomerellales, Glomerellaceae.
AUGAUUCGGAAACGCACCUCGAUGAAAGGCAAGCCGCUGCUGCUCUUGGCGGCGAUAGCAGGCAUUGCCACCGCCCAGGUGAAACCGAACAGCUUCACCGUCAGCGGCAGAAUCUACAUCGGCUGCGCCGUGCUCAACAACGUCGCCACGGAGACCUUCGACUUUCCCGCCAACGAACUGACGCCGCAACUGUGCCAUUCCAUGCCUUUUUCAAGCUCUCGCUUUUCGUUUCUGCGCCGCCGGGGUCGAGCUCCAGCAGUUCUCAUAGCUCUGGCAGCACGAGUAGCUUCCGCAGCAUGGGUAGCUCUAGCAGCUGUAGCAGCUCCAGUAUCACGGCCUCCACAGCAGGCACUUGUCUACCUCUCAAACGUCUUCCAACGGUUCAGUGACGAGCAGCGAUACUUCGACAUCGGCGUCUCCGAGCAGCAGUACCGGGGGCGGACCGCCCUCUUCAACUCGGAUAUUACCACACCGUUUACUGCGGCCGACCUUGUAGAUAUAACGAUCCUCAUCACGGUCAAGGUCAUUGCUGCUCCCUCAACGGGUCCGGCAACGACACUGGACGCCUAA